AUGCUUGGCGCAUCGACUGAUUAUACAAUAGAACUAACAGAAAUCCUCAAGGAGAGCUCUCAAUGCAUCCCACAAGCUCUUUUUGAUCAACUUUCGAACCCGACAUCAAACACAUCCCAACGACUAGAUAUCCUGUCAGAUCUCCUUCUCCAUCCAUGCCUUACACUCGUAUUAACCCGAAACUGUCGUCCAAUCCUCGUAGACCUGGUUGGACGAGCUAGACUACGCUUGAAUCAACAAAGUGUGAUUCCAGUUUGUUGCCCUUCUAGUGAUGCAGUAGACGAUCAGUCUGUUUCAAAAGACCCGGUCAAGUCUUUGAAACGUGAUAGGAGAGGGCGCAUGGUUAUUCAUGGUCAAAAGAGGGUGUUGGAUGAGUGUGCUUGUGCAACGCCGUCAAAUGAAAAGGAUUGGGAUUGGACACGAUCUGAGCUCUUGUUGGGAGCUUUGGCUACUGUUUUGUCUGUUGCACCUCAAUUAUUAGGGCACUCGGUCGGCUUCCUCAUAUCUUUCACGCCCGACUUUGAAUCUCUGAAUCCAAUGUCAAAUCAUACCUCAAAUCCUAGAAAGGCACGGUUUUUGGCUAGAGCCAUGCUGAGGCUCCUAGUCCAAUUACGAGGUGUUCAUACUCCCAAUUGGCCUAUUCAUCAACUUGUAAAUUUGCUAUCAGAAACCGAUGAAUACACUUGUGCAUAUAUUGCUCAUUGUAUCGCCGAGCUACUCAACAUGGUCCAACAAGAAAAGGAUGAAUUCUUGAAAAAACACGUUUUUGCUAGUUUGUUGAUGCUGAUGAGCGUCGAAGAACAUAUAGAUUCAAUAGAAAGAAGUUAUUUAUUCCUGCCUUCGGAUAUAGAAAGCACACGGAAUGAUACUACGACUGCAGUAUCUCAAUCAUCACCUCCAAAUGGUAUAAUAGAUCGUGGUAUCACUAGUACGACCGUGAUUGUCAAACCUACAGACUUGUGCUCCUGGACUGCCAAUCUGGCUGGAGUCCUGUUGAUGAAAGCAAUACCGGAAGCUACGUCGACACCACCAAGUACAUAUAACCCUCUUACACCAACGUCGACUUUACAACGAAACUUGUUUCAGCUCGGUUUGGCCAUAUCGUUGAGAAUGCCCACCUUACUCUCUGGUAUAGCAGGUGCUGGCAAGACGUCACUUGUAGAAGAAGCAGCUAGGCUCAUGGGUCAGAAAGAGGUAUUGAGAGUUCAUUUGGGAGACCAAACAGAUAGCAAGCUUCUCAUAGGCACAUAUAUAUGUACAGCUCCAGGUGAAUUCAAAUGGCAGCCUGGAGUUCUGACUUGUGCCGUCCGCGAUGGACGAUGGAUUGUAUUCGAAGAUGUCGACUUGGCACCUCUCGACGUCAUAUCUGUAUUAAGACCUCUACUAGAAACUAGACAGCUAUCUAUACCAUCUCGAAACGAAGUCAUCAAAGCUGCUGAAACAUUCCGUAUAUUCGGGACUAGACGAACCCAUGAAACAAUGAGUGGUGCAUCUACGUCCAAUCAGCAUAUAGACCAGCUAUGGCAUAAGGUUACAGUUGAACACAUGCCAAUGAAUGAGAUUCAAGAAGUCAUCGUAGAUUUAUAUCCUCGUCUUCAACCACUAGUCGCAGAUAUACUCCGAGCAUUUGAAGCAGUCGCCGCGUAUUCCCAUAAAUCAUCCUUUCGAGGUCGUAUAUUGACUACACGAGAUCUCCUCAAAUGGUGCAAACGUAUAAAUCAAAUCACGAGUAGUCGUAGGAACGAAAUACCAACAUUACAGUUAUGGGAGGAUAUAUUCUAUGAAGGUGUUGUCUGUUUGGGUGAAAUGUCUCCCAAUAUGGCUGUUAGAUCCAUCAUUAUGGAUCUCCUUGGUGAGCAACUCAACUUGCCAGAACACCGUAUCGCAUUUUAUCGUGAUAUGUAUGCUCCAGAACCUAUGGCCGUUAGUGAAGGAGUUGUCGUAUGCGGUCGAUACUCGUUGCCAAUAACCAUGUCCAACACUCCUUCCGUCUCACAAACCAUGACGUUUGCCGAGACCACUCAUGCUAGACGACUAUUACAGAUACUUGCUGGUGCUAUAAGCCAUCAAGAACCUAUACUUUUAGUAGGAGAAACAGGAACUGGUAAAACCACUCUAGUCCAACACUUGGCCAACUCGAUGGGUCAGAAACUCGUCAGUUUGAACUUGUCUCAACAAUCGGAUUCUGCUGAUCUCUUGGGCGGCUUUCGUCCUGUUGAAGUCAAUCAACUGAUGCUGCCAUUAUAUGAUGAUUUCCAUGAAUUGUUUGUAAAAACGUUCCCGACCAAAUCCAAUACUGCCUUUUUGGAUUCCAUUGAUGGUUUACGACGCAAGAGACGAUGGAAGCCAUUACUCAAUACUUUUGAAAGUGGUGUUACAAAGGCUCGUAGUAUGUUGAAUACUAGCGGUAAUGGUGGUAUAAAUCAACCGUCGAAAAAAAGACGUUUGGAUGCCACUAUAGUUGAAGAGUGGGAUUUGUUGAGUACGAGGAUUGGCAAGCUGCGCGUAGAGCUUGAGAAUGAGGGUCGCAUGUCAUUCACUUUUGAGGAAGGUCCGCUUGUAAAAGCCUUCAAACAUGGCCAUUACGUCUUGUUAGAUGAAGUCAACUUGGCUCCAGCCGAAACUCUAGAGACUCUGUCUGGUCUCUUAGAAGGCAGCAUCCUACUAUUAGAACGUGGUGACACUCAUCCCAUAAAACCACAUCCAAACUUUCGCAUAUUUGCCUGCAUGAAUCCAUCUGGAGAUGCGGGCAAACGUGAACUACCACCAGGCGUCAGGUCACGUUUCACCGAAGUAUUUGUCGAAUCACCCGAUGUCAACCGUCGAGAUCUACGUCUCAUUGUCCAGAAAUACUUGGUCAAUGUAUUAGCAAUGUCUAAAAACUCUGAACAGUUGAUUGAAGACGUGCUUGACUUUUAUUAUACUAUAAAGGGUAUGACAAUGUAUGAUGGUGGAGGAGCUGUCUUGCAUACUAGUAUAAGGACAUUGAGUCGGGCCCUGACUUUUGCACGAGAUCAGGCUGUUAGUUUAGGUCUCCAUAGAAGCUUGUUUGAAGGAUUGGUUAUGACGUUUGUUACUCAAUGUGGCUCUGAAAGUGCUAAAGAGUGUUUGAGAACGAUGACUUCUUUGAUUACCUUUCGUCGACAAGGUCUCAAAUAUGAAGCAAUCGACUCAAAUGAGAAUGGACCAUCAAUAUCAGUUGGACCAUUCAAAAUCGACUCUGGCCCUCUGCAACAUACUGUGGAUCCCUACUAUGUCAUAACACCAUCUGUAUAUACAAACAUUGUCAAUCUGAUGAGAUCUGUCGCUGCCCGAAAGUAUCCUAUUCUCAUUCAAGGUCCAACGUCAUCUGGAAAGACCAGUAUUAUAAACUACCUGGCCAAACGAACCGGUCAUCAAUUUGUCCGUGUAAAUAACUCAGAGCAUACAGAUUUGCAAGAGUAUAUGGGUAGUUAUGCUAGUGAUACUACUGGUAAACUCGUCUUUCAAGAUGGUGUACUGGUAUCGGCAUUACGACAUGGUCAUUGGAUCGUCUUGGAUGAACUGAAUCUGGCACCAACGGAUGUACUUGAAGCCUUGAAUAGACUGCUGGAUGAUAAUCGUGAACUACGUAUUCCAGAAACCGAUGAAAUCAUAAAGCCACAUCCGAACUUUAUGCUAUUUGCUACUCAAAACCCGCCUGGUUUGUAUGGUGGUCGUAAACCACUAUCACGAGCAUUCCGUAAUCGAUUCCUUGAACUUCAUUUCGAUGAAGUACCUAAAGAUGAAUUAGGUGUGAUCUUGGAGAAAAGAUGUAAUAUGGCUCCUAGUCAUGCUAAAGCCAUUGUAUCAGUCUUUAACGAACUACACGCUAAGCGUGGUCGUGGACGUGUAUUCGACCGUGAUGGCUUCAUCACUUUACGAGAUCUCUUUCGUUGGGGUGAUCGUGGUGGACUCAGCUAUCAAGACUUGGCUGAAAACGGAUAUAUGCUUCUAGCAGAACGUAUUCGAGUCUCUGAAGAUAAAUUCGUAGUACAGGAAGCACUUGAGAAAUGCAUGAGAUGUAAAUUACAAGUCUCUGAAAUGUAUGAACGGCUCUUUGCAUCCCUAUUUACAGAUCAAACACCAGAACAAACGACGCUACAAACGUAUAUAAACUGGACUGGUGAAGCUAAACGAGUCGUUGUACUCUUGUCUCGAUGUAUCCAACAUUCAGAACCUGUCUUACUGGUUGGUGAAACUGGAACUGGUAAAACUACGCUUUGCCAAUAUGUAGCUAGUGCUUUGGCAAAGAAGUCUCUUGUUGUAGUCAAUGCACAUCAGUCUUCAGAAUCAUCGGAUUUCUUGGGUAGUAUGAGACCAGUCAGAAAUGAUGCCAUGGAGGGAGUCGAGUCGACGAGUCAUGAUAAACCAGAUACUGAUAUUGCUACAGCCACUACUACAGCAGCCAGUAAUAGAUUUGAAUGGCGAGAUGGUCCAUUAACUCAAGCAGUCAAAUCUGGAGACUUCUUCCUAUUGGAUGAAUUAUCACUUGCUGAUGACUCAGUCCUAGAACGCCUCAAUCCAUUACUCGAAACGUCACGAUCUAUGGUAUUAACAGAAAAGGGUGGUGGCAGCGGUGGUGCAGAAAUGUUCCACGCACACCCGCAAUUCCGAUUCUUUGCAACCAUGAAUCCUGGUGGCGAUUACGGGAAGCGUGAAUUAUCGCCUGCUCUCCGUAAUCGAUUCACUGAAAUCUGGGUUUCAGUAUUGAGUAAUCCAGAAGAAUUAAAAGAGGUUGUUAAAGCCCGGUUGACUAUUAUCGAUGAUGAUAAAGAAGUUCUUGCUCAACGAAUGGUGGAAUUCGUACUUUGGUUUGCUAGUCUUUUGAAAAAGCCGUGGUAUGAGGUUGUCAGUUUACGUGAUAUGGUGGGCUGGUCUGGGUUUAUCAAUCAAAUGUCGAUGGCCUUGUCUUUGGAUGAAGGGUUUCUUCAUGGUGCUAUGAUGGUGCUUGUGGAUGGUAUUGGUGUUAAUCCAUUGUAUGGAAUGAUGUCUUCGUCGUUGGCAUGUAAAAUUCGCCAAGAAUGUAUAGAAGCACUGCAUUCAUCCAGGGAUGAUUAUACACUCGCAAUUGAUGAUCCGUCACAAUUGAGAAUCGGUCCAUUCUCACUUCCACGAUAUGACGCAACGUCGCCUGACAACAGGGAUGCCAUGAACGACUUUGAUUUCUUGGCUCCAACUGUAUCAAGAAACGCUCUUCGUGUAGUCAGAGCACUUCAAAUCAACAAACCAGUCUUAUUGGAAGGUCUUCCAGGAGUUGGCAAAACCAGUCUCAUAACGGCUAUGGGUCGCCUCGUAAAUAAGACCGUAGUACGAAUCAAUCUCAGUGACCAAACCGAUCUUAUGGACCUGUUUGGCUCAGACUUGCCAGUAGAAGAUGGCGAAGCUGGUGAAUUCGCUUGGAGAGACGGUGCAUUCUUGAGUGCUAUGCGACUAGGUCAUUGGGUAUUACUAGACGAACUCAACUUGGCAUCACAGUCUGUACUUGAAGGACUAAACGCAUGUUUGGAUUUCCGACGUACCGUAUUCAUACCAGAACUUAAUCGAGAAUUCCCAUGCCAUGAAGAAUUCCGGGUGUUUGCAGCCCAGAAUCCGCAUAUAGAAGGUGGCGGGCGUAAAGGUCUACCAAAGAGCUUUAUGAAUCGGUUCACGGCAGUGUAUAUGGAAGAGUUUGAUAAUCAGGAUUUGAGAUUGCUUGUCAAGUCUUUACAUCCGAGUUUGUCACUGGAUUUGUGUGAGAAGAUGAUCAAGUUGUUGUCUAUAUUCAAAUCCAAAGGACUCGAUCACUUUAACCUUCGUGAUAUAUUACGAUGGGCUCAAGUGCUUCCAUUUGUGUCCCUAGAAGAUUCUUUGGAUCUGAUUUUUGUUGCUCGUCUGAGAACUGAAGACUCUAGGAAUGAGGUCUGCUCAACUAUUGAGAGUCUCUUUGGCUGCCAACCACAUACUGAUAUUCAUUGGAAGAUGACGACCACUCAUUUCCAGAUUGGAAGUGCGACACUUGAACGAUCCCAACAUCCCGAUUUCCAAGAACGGCAUCUGAAUUUGCCUAUAUUGCCAUCACUAUUACCAGCUCUGGCACACUUAAUGAUUGGAGUCAACAUGAACUGGCCUGUGUUGCUCACAGGUCCAGCUGCAUCUGGUAAAACCACAUUGAUUCGCCAUAUAGCUGCUGUGGCACAACAACCACUAUCAGAAUUCGCCAUGAAUCCUGGUGUGGACGCUCUUGAGCUCUUGGGUGGAUUUGAACAGCAAAGUUUAGAUCGACUAUGGUCUCAUAUAGUACUCGAGCUGACUCAAGUUGACCAGAGACUCAUGAGAGCCCUUGUCAAACACGAUAAUAUAGCGGCUCUGCUAGAACGAUUACAGUAUUCUCAAGUCUCGGAUGUCAACGUCGACAAUAUUAUUAACGAUUUGGAGGUCUUGACUAGUCAGGCUGGAAUCACGAACGUCAAUUUUGCUUCUAUUCGUCGUAGCUUGCUGCGCUAUCAUCAAGCUCGUGAUGGUGGUACAUCAGGACGAUUUGAAUGGGUUGAUGGAGCUCUUGUCCGAGCUGUGCAAAACGGUCAUUGGCUGUUGAUUGAUAAUGUAAACUUUUGUACAGCAAGUGUCUUGGACCGUCUGAAUUCAUUGUUGGAGCCUGGUGGUGUCCUUGUGUUGAAUGAAAGAGGUCUAGUCAACGGAGAGGUCAUUAUCGUCAACCCUCAUCCAAACUUCCGCAUAUUCAUGACAAUGGAUCCAGCUUAUGGUGAGAUUUCUCCAGCAAUGAGGAAUCGAUCUAUUGAAAUUAGCCUAGCUCCGCCAGUCUGGGCUUCAUCUCCCAAAUCCAUUGAUGCUAUUCGUGUUUUAAACCACAAUGGUAUAAUUGGACGUGAUAUGUGUCAUUCGGUAGAUUGUACUCGAGACGCCAGGUCGUUGAUUUCUUCUGCUCGGGUAACAAUGGAAUUGUUACAACGUGGCGAAAAGAUUGGCACGACAUUUUUCAAUCUGCCAUCGACUUUAAAGACCUCUACCACGACUGAUAUGGCAUAUCCAACAGUAUGGCCUCACUCAAUCAACCAGCAUAGAGUUGUCUGGCAAUCAUCAGCUUUAUAUUAUGCUUCCAUAAUCAACCCAGCCUCAUUAUCAGUCUUCGCUUCAUCGGAAUCUUUAGCAGACGAGAUUGAUAAAUCCGACGUCAACCUCGCAUCUUCUUGGCUUACAGGAUUUGGUGCUCUAGCACAGGAGCUUUUAGAAGCAGUCGUUAACGUAAAUGAUGAUUUUAGCUAUCAUGGCAGACGACGAGCCUACUUCCGACUUGUAUAUAGUAAGAAAGAGAAUACGGAGGGAGGAAGUUCUAUCAUGCAACGAGCUAUUGCUAUGAAUGAAGGAAGCAUCGUUGCACAAUCUUGGACUGAUGAGAUCUUGAUGUGGUUGGGUAGAGCCAGCAUUGAAUUUGUGGGAGAUAUCUCUGACCUGCUUCCUGCGGUUCAAGAUUGGAAGCAAUUGCACUGCGCAUGGGAUUAUCGAGAUGACUUGGUCAAUAGUCUACGUCAAGAAACUGUGGACAUCAUGCAACUCUAUGUAUUGUGCAGACGAUUCCAUAAAGCAGUUGGUGGAAACUUGCCAAAAUCCUCGACUAGUCUAUCGAGAGCCAUGGCAUUGUUCAGCAAUCAUCAAUUCGGUAGUGUUAGCUCCCUAUGGAAACAAUGGAGAGGUAGCAUGACCAGACGUCGUGACAUAUGGGACGUAGAAUCCACGUUUCGUAAAAUUGACAACACUCUUCAGCUUCCACAUACAUCGGAAUCAUGGCUGUUGCACCCACUAUUGACUGUAAAUGAUGCAUUCAAGUCGGAUGUGUUACAGGCGUUGGCAACUUUGUCAAGUCUUGAAUCAGUUGAUAAUACAGAUUUGCUCACUGUGCUCCAAUCAGUUGGUGAACAGCUCAGUAAUCAGGAUAAUCAGUCGGCCUUGGCGUUGAUACAAGCUGAUAACCAACAGCUGAUUCCACUUGGAUCGCUUCAGACUUUGCAUGACCGUCUGCAAGCGGUUGCUCAGUGGGUGGUAAACGACUCGGUUGCUUCCAUAUUCGAAGUGAACGUCUUGGCUUCUGUUUGUAACGCUCGAGAUAGCACUAGUUUAGUCAAAAAUGCUCUCGAAUUUUGUAAAACCAAAUCGUCACGAACUCCAGCAGCCAUGGAGUAUCUUCAACGUCUCCAGUGGAUUGUUAACCAAGGAGACAUAGCAGAUUCACAAAUGGAAGAAGUUGUGUCAGUCGGAAUUUAUAGAUUCUUCAAAAGUCUUUGGUUCACUCCUCGUGUCGCCAUUAGCGAUGCAGUAUUUUCUGCAUCUCGAUUCAUGGAAGGAGUCAAGGUUGAAUCAUCUGCUGGAAGUGAAGUGCUCUAUCAGGACUCACUUCCAUUUGUUGUUUUGAAUGCUUUAACGAGUCUAGACAAGAUAAAUAUUUCAGAUAUUGAGUCGUUCUCAAGUCAGCUUUCUAAUAUUGCGUUGGCUAUUGAGAAUCGACCGUUGCCGGACGUGAGAGAAGCCGACGAUUGCAUUCUGGAACGAUUCACGAGCUUGAUGUCCAAGUCUAGUCUUCAACCAAUUGAAGUGCAACGAGAAGGUGUUUCGGCUGACCAAGCUAGAGGUCGAGCAUACGUAGUGAACGCCAUUGCUUUUAUAAAGGCGUAUGUACCCGAAACUCCCAUGGAUCCAUCCAUAUCACCUGCAGUCAAACGUGGUGCAAUAACUGAACACAUACGUCUUCUUCAAGACGACAUUACUGUGAGGUCAGAAAUGGAAUACUUGACGACCGGAAGUCGUGAGAAUCCCAAAAUAAAUGAAAGGCAGUCAAUCGUCGCUGAAUAUCAGAAACGCCUCGCUAAAUACGAAAGACGGAUGGCUUUACGACCAGAAACACCACAGCUUUCCGAUAUAUUCCAGGAUGUAUUGAUGCUCAUGACCAAUGUACUGCCUAACGUCUCUCAUCUGGUCGAUUUAGUGGAACCGAACACGGAGCGAGAGCAUCAUUUGCAAAGCAUGCUAUCUGCCUUCAUAGUCAAGAUGGAAACUAGCUACCCCAUGUACCGAGACUUGUUGCAGCCAAUCUGUCAAGUAGUGCUCUACAUCAAACAUGGUCUUCGUUUGCUUAAUCUACCAAAAUCACAAGAAACAUCGCUAAAGGUGGUCUGUGGUCUUGAUCAACCUUGUUGGCCUGUCGCAGACGCCCAUACCCAGAAACUUCAAUAUUUGAACUUUGUCGCUUCGGUUUGUAAUGAUGUCGAUAUUUUAGAUUUUGGAGAUGUUGUCUCGACUUUAGCACUGAAAUGGAAGGCUGACGUCCAAAAGGAAUAUGAUGAGAAGAUUGCUUCUACAUCGCUUUUCAGAUUUAAAAUAGACUUGACGGAUUAUACGUUUGCUAAUUAUGAUGAGGACUUUGCAGACAUGAUGGCCAAAGACGAUACAGUUAUGGAGCCGCCAGUCAACGACGAGAAAUCAAAAUCGUCGCCAGCAGGAUCUGGCCUCAGUCAUCUCAACAUACAGCUAGUCCGACUAUUUAAUUCCGUUCUGUCGCAUAUUCAGAAAACUUCGUCGGGAUCCGUCAGUAGUAUCUAUAUGGAGCACUUCACGUCUCUUUAUAUUGCUACACUAGCAAAAUGUAGUAAUAUAACUAGAGAAGAACAGAGCAAGUUGGCAUUGGGUGAAACUAUGCUGAUCAACGACAUUCGCAAAUCCCUAAAACAAACCUCAACUGACUUUUAUCGAGAUGCCAAUCCUGAUCAACUGUCACAACAUUGUAUGCCAGUUUUGAUAAGGUUUCAACAACGAAUUGUUGAACUCUUGGCACAGUGGCCUGAACAUAAUGGACUUCAAAGCUUGGCAAUGAUUUGCUCACGACUUGCAAACAUGCCCAUGAACACGCCGAUUGCACGAGUCUUGAACGGACUGCAAGUAUUGCUGAUGAAGUCAAAUGAUUGGGAAUCUUAUGCUAGUCGAGAAGUCUCUCUGAAAGCUGAAAUGAAUGAUUUGAUCCAAUUGAUCAUUCAAUGGAGAAAGCUGGAAUUGUCCUCUUGGAUGCAGUUGCUACAAGUUGAAGAGCAACGUAUGAGUGAUGGAGUAUCGGCUCUGUGGAUACAUCUUUAUAGUAUUUUAGUAGCCUCAAAGUCUUCAGCUAGUAAUUUACUGGAUGCAUUGGAUGAAUUCUGUCUAUCAUCACCUUGCGGUGAAUUCGAAGCUCGUCUAGGCAUGAUUUGGAACAUUUACCAAUUUCUGAAAUUGUCACAGUGUGCCAGUAACCAACAGGGGCUUGACGACGAAGAAGAAUCAACCAUUGUCAUUCAUAAUAUUUAUCGAUUCUACCGUCUAUUAUCACCACAUCUAUCCAACACUAUAAAUCAGAAGAAAAAGCCCAUCCAGUCUCAACUAGUUGACAUUGUUAAGAUCGCUAGCUGGAAGGACGUAAACGUAUAUGCCUUGGAAGCCAGUGCCAAAAAGAGUCACCAUCAGUUGAUGAAGUGGGUCAAAAAGUACAGAGAUGUCUUGCAAGAGCCAAUGCUGAAUGUCCUAAAGACAGUGUCUGAGACCGGCCGACAAACCCAUUUGAUUCGACCUGGCACAGAUAAAGCACGUGCUAUAGAGCUAGAUCGACAAUGGGUCGCACGUCACAAUCUGUAUGGUUUUGGUCCAGAGUUGGUGGAUAUAGCUUGGGAAGCUUUGGAAAGCAUCAAGGGCAUUCAGGAUACAAACUCUGACAGUCUAAACACAGCUGCUGACACCGAUAAGAAGGAUGAUGAUAAAAAGAAGAAGCCAAAACUAGCAAUUCCAAAGGGUGUAGCAACCAAGGCUUUAGCUGAUGUAUUCCGUGAGCUUAAACGUCUUGGGUUGUCAUCCUCACAUCAGAUCAUGGAUAAGAAAAGUUGGUUGUAUGUUGAUACCGAGAGAGUUGGAUCUGUGCUGGAGGCCUUGCCUAGAAUAUCAUCACAACCACAAUUGCCAGAGUUUAGUGAUGUCAAGUAUUUCGAGGUGUUUGCUCAAGUAUCAAUAUUGAACGAAGCUGUAGCAAAUCCCAUCACAACACUACCUUUAAAUGAUUCACAACGAUGUGGGGCCCUCAGCAAUCAUGUUUUCCGAAUAAUCGUCGACGCCACCUCGUUGAAUUCUACAAUCGCAAGGGUCUCUCGAUCUUUAUUAUCAUUAAUCCAGCCAUUGGCUAAAUCGACUCACCUCGUAAGAACGCAAGAGGCAACGGCCUUAUUGUCUCAACAUCAUCAUGUCGUGUGUAAUAUUUACGCCAUGUUAUGUCAAGCCGAUAUGAUAGAGACAGCAGAGACGAAAACCAAGAUUCAGCAAGCUCAGAACGACCUUACUCCCGUAAAGAACGAUCUUCACCGCAUCAUUCAAGUAUCAAAGUACCAGUCUUUCAUUUCUCAAGAGGAUGUAGAUGAGCUUUGUAAACGAGCAGUAGAUGCUGUUCAACGAGUCGAGCUACUCAAUAUUCCAUCCGUGACUGCAAGUGCUUCCGUCUUAGUAAGUGCUAUGGAAAGCAAUGAUAGUGUUUCCAACGAAGCAGAGAGUACGAACAAAAUCAUGGCAUGUAUCGCAUCAUUAGCAUCGCCUUCUGCAAACAUGGAUAGUCCCCUAACAGAAUCUUGUCGAGUAUACCAACAAUGGGUACCCAUUAUGAAACAACUCGAUGAAGAGCUGAUGUCGUAUCUCUCAUCUCAUCACUCAAGUAUCUCUCCAGCAACGCAACAAGGUCUGCUAGAAUGUCUGCAUAAACUAUAUCUCAAAGUAGUGGAAUUCGCCAUCUUUUACGACUCACUCUGUAAAUUCGGUCAUAUUGUGACCAGUGUAUUCAUCAAUCUUCUCACUCGUGGUUUCUGUUACGCUGAGAGUGAAAAUGAUGAUACCGAACAGCCAUCUGCUAGUGAUAUCGUAGAUGGAACUGGUAUUGGCGAAGGUGAUGGGUUGAAGGAUGUUACAGACGAGCUCGAUAAUCAAGAACAAGCUUUAGAUACCAAUGAUCAACCACAGCCUACCAAAAAGAACAAGGAUCAAACGACAGACCAAGGAAUGGAAAUGGAAGAUGAUUUUGAAGGGGAGAUGGAAGAUGUUGAAGAAAGAGAGUCUGACCAGGAAGACCAAGAAGAAGACAGUGAAGAGCCUGAUGAGGAAAUGGGUGAUUUGGGACACUCUGAUGAAAACCGUGAUAAUAAAGUCAAGAACUCUGGUGAUGGAGGCUCAGAUCAAGAUGAGCAAGAAGGUCCUCAAAUCAAUGACGAAAGUCAAUUAUCUGAGACUGUUGCCAAGAACGAUCUAGACCCAACGCAACAAAACGAAAAUCCAGCUACCGAUAAACAUGAUAAAGCGCCAGAACAAGAUCAAGGUGGUGACGAAAAUGCUAAAGAGAAUGAACCAGCCUCCAUCGAUCAGUCACAUCCCGAAAUAUUAGAACACGAUUUAGAUCUAGAGCUACCAUCAAACCCACCAGAGCCAUCAGAAGCUGGUUCGGAUAUAGGAUCGGACGCGUCAGAAAUGGGAUCAGAAGAAGGAGGUCUUGAUGAUAAGGACCACGAUGAUGGUACCAAAAACUCUGACGUUGAGAAAUCAAACCUGGAUGAUCCUAUGGAUGUUGAUGUCGACGAAUUGGAUAUGCAAAAUGAAGAUCUGUCUAAUGAUGAGAAUAUGGAUGAAAGUGGUGAUGAGCCAGAUGACGCCUCUGUUGGUGCCAAAGACGAAAAUCAUGUCGACGGAGAGAAUGAAGAGACAAGAGAUGUCGAGAAAGAAGACGGUGACGAAAUUCAACCUCAGUCUUCCAAAUCUCAAGGCGCUCAAGGGGAGUUUGGUGUCGAGUCUAAAGAAGAUACCAAAGAUGACAAUAGAAAUGAUACUGGAAACAAUGGUGCUAACGGCUCCAACAGUACAACCAUCGAAGCUACUGAUGCAGCAGGUUCCGACAUGAUGCAACAACAAAAGCCUACUGGGCAAUCAUCUCGCCCCAGACCACAAAAUCGCAAACCAGAUGUAAAUCCACAUCGUAGUCUUGGAGACGCAUUAAAGAGUUGGCUUGAUCGUUUGCAUGAGAUUCGAGAGGGCGAAAUGGCUCCACAAGAAUCUGGAGACUCGACUGAUUUCGAGUAUGUCCACGACGAUCAAGAUGCUUCUGAUGCUCAAGCUGUUGGUGACGCAACAGCUGAACAAGCUAGUUUUGAGCUCAAAGAACUCGAUAACAAAGGUGUAGAUGAAAAUAAUGAUAAUAACACCAUACCCCCACCCAUAAAGGACUCGGAUGACAGUCCUCCCACUGAAUCUAAACCAUUUAAAUCUAACCCAUUAGCUCAACGUAACGAUAAAUCGAACAAGAGGCAAGAUGAAAUGGGGAUGGACGUUGAAUCGGCAAAUGUAGAUGAUGUUGAUGACUCCCGUGAAGACCACGGAGACGGAUUCAACAAUGUAGCUGAUAUGAUUGAAGAUGAAAAAGAAGCACAAGAUGAUGUAAAUCAAGAUAUGGUCAAGCUACGUGAAGAAUUGGAGCAGGCGGUUGCGAAUUGGAUGGAGGAUGGGCACACCACAUCAGCCACUCAACCCACCCAGCAUGAGCUGUGGCAAAAAUAUACCCAUCUUACUCGUCACCUUGCCAUCCACCUGUACAAUCAACUUCAGCUAAUCUUGGCUCCAACACUACUAUCCCAUCUCAAGGGUGACUAUAAAACUGGAAAACGACUCAAUAUGAGGAAAAUCAUACCAUAUAUAGCCAGCAAUUAUAAAAAGGACAAGAUUUGGUUACGUAGAACCAAACCAAACAAACGAGAAUAUAAAGUCUUGUUGGCUAUCGACGACUCUAAAUCUAUGGCCGAGUCUCACUGUGUCCAAUUAGCAUACGAAUCACUCGCUGUGGUUGCCAAAGCAUUAUCACAGCUUGAAGUAGGACAGCUCGCUAUAGCCAGUUUUGGUGAAUCAAUGCAAGUUCUUCAUCCAUUUGAACGUGCGUUUGAUGAUACGAGUGGUGCCAAUGUCAUGAGUCGCUUCUCGUUUGCUCAAACAAGGACCAACGUUCGUGAUUUGAUGGUACAAUCGCUGGCAAUGUUUGACGCCAAUAAUAACAAUCAAUAUAAGCAGAAUGAGUUGUGGGGACUGCAGAUUAUUAUCUCUGAUGGUAUUAUGAAUGAUCAUGAGGCAGUCAAGUCAAUGGUACGGCUAGCUGCUGAGAAGCGAGUCAUUUCUGUCUUUGUGAUCAUUGAUAGUCUGAGAGGCAGUGAGUCUAUAAUGAAGAUGACCAAUGUGGUGUAUGAACAAGAUGCUUCUGGGACUAAGCUCAAAUUGUCGAACUAUAUGGACACCUUCCCAUUCGAUUACUUUGUCCAUGUCAAGUCUAUUGACGACCUACCAAAUAUUCUAUCUGACACUCUUCGUCAAUUUUUCCAAGCUGUGAGCAGUCUCUAA
This is a messenger RNA of Synchytrium microbalum, 14439 nucleotides long. RefSeq lists its product as uncharacterized. Lineage: Eukaryota; Fungi; Chytridiomycota; Chytridiomycetes; Synchytriales; Synchytriaceae. Gene Ontology annotation, cellular component: preribosome, large subunit precursor; nucleus. The transcript is spliced from 20 exons. Gene Ontology annotation, biological process: rRNA processing; ribosomal large subunit assembly. Gene Ontology annotation, molecular function: ATP hydrolysis activity; ATP binding. The record is from RefSeq and is a predicted model, not a curated record. Bases 1 to 14439 code for a protein of 4812 amino acids.